Messenger RNA from Schistosoma haematobium, 3948 nucleotides. RefSeq names its product IQ motif and S7 domain-containing protein 1. Gene Ontology annotation, biological process: regulation of ARF protein signal transduction. The transcript is spliced from 6 exons. Gene Ontology annotation, molecular function: guanyl-nucleotide exchange factor activity. The coding region runs from base 73 to 1557 and encodes 494 amino acids. Lineage: Eukaryota; Metazoa; Platyhelminthes; Trematoda; Strigeidida; Schistosomatidae. The record is from RefSeq and is a predicted model, not a curated record.
UAAAUUUCAUAUCCAAUUAACUUGUAUGCAGUUUAAAGCACAAUUACUUUUAUAUUAAACAUUUUAAAAAUAAUGGAUUCUUCACCGCCGGUAUUAUUGAAUGCUUUACGGCCACUUAAAACAAAUAGACCAAGACCACGAAUGAGAUUAACAUCUAUACGCCAAACACCACAACGUGUUCUAGCUGCUAAACUUGACGUAAAUAUCAAUCAGAACUUAAAUCCUGUCAUAUUCCCUGAAACUCUAAAUCAACCGACACCACGAGUAGACUAUAAAUCAGAUGUUCCUUCUUCAAAAUUAACAAGAUUUGUAAAACGAUUUAGUACAACUUUUCUUCCCUCUGAACAUCCAGUAUCCGAUAUUACGAAUAAAUCAGAGAAGAAUAUUAAUCCUCAAUUUGAUUUUAACCAGUGGAAAAGACGGAGGUCUAUACUAAAUUAUCGAGACCGAUCACCAUUACAUAUCGACCAACAUGUACAACCAGCUGAUGGAAUGGUUGAUACGAAUACUGAUCAAGUUGAUAAAAGAAUUACAGUUUCCUCAGAUUUAUCUAACGUAAUUGAAUCAAAUCAAACAACCACUUGUACUAAACGUAAAAGCAGUCUUACAAGAUGGUUUGAAAAGAAUGUUAAACAUCCACGAAGAUCAUUACCUCAUAGAUCCCUAACAACUGAUUGUACAGCACCAGUUAUCACUAACAGGUCAUCAAUACCUGAAAAAACGCAACCAGAAUGUUUGUAUAAUCAAAUUACCCAGCAGACAAUUACACCUUAUGCUAAAGUUUUUAAAUCCCGUCGCAGUCUAUUAAGACAUAGAUGUAUUUCAAAUCAUCCUAUUAUAACAUCGAAAUCUCAGGAAAGUAAGACACCCGGGAACUUUCUAUCACAUGGCGUUGAUCAUACAAGUAACUGUAAUCAUCGUGAUUCUGGAGAUGAAACUAAUGAGAAAGUUAUUGUUUUGAAGAGUAACAAUGUAGAAGAUUUUAAAAUCAAUGAAACUAAAUCUGUUCAUAAAAACGCCUUUGGUUCUGAAAAAUGUGUGAGUGAAGCAGAUGAACCUUGGUUUAUCAUCCCACCUACUGGUAUCGAUGGUCCGUGUUCUCAAAAUCAAAACAGUACUUAUUCAAGUAUCAGUUCGAUUGUUUCGGAUUCCACGAGCAUGAGUCAAUCUGUUGGCAAGAGUACUGGAUCUCACAAGUCCCUGAUAAGUACAUUCUAUACUCCGACAAUGAAACGUCGGCAUAGACUACCUAUUCCUUCAGAAUUUCUUAAUUCUACUUCCUCAGGACCUGUGAUCUACAAAUCAACCACACGAUCCUCGAUGACGAAUAUGUAUUCAGAAUUGAAUAAAUCAAGUGAUCAAGAUUCAGGUCUUUCAUCACAGCUAAGUACUACAUUUCAAGGUGCAGAUGUGGAAACUCAAAGUGGAGAUUUAAGGGAACAUAGAAAUCUAGUAGGAUCAUCAUCGGCAAGUUGGGCAACUACUUUACGUCAGUCUAUGAAACGAGCGAAUAAUAAACGUACUUUAUUGGCGGGUUGCACUUUAUUCAAUAGGUGAGUAACUUUAUUAAAUAGUAUAUUUUGUCAGUAAUGUAGCCCGAUUUUUAUGCGACCGAGUUGCCAACCCGGUUUUUACCCUCCUGUUUCUUACGGACUCUAGGUUAUUAGCAGUCCAUGAGGAGCUCGAAACAGGGUCACAGUGUCAAUGGUUGUGUGAACAAAUCUUAGACGCCUUUAUCAGGUGAUACACAUGCAUCAUUUUAUGAGUUCUAAAGCACAGCAGAGAUCCCUACCUUCGUAUCUCUAUCGUUGCGUUACAGGAACCCAGUCGAAGGACUCAAUUACCUUAUUAGAAAUUAUAUUUUAUUAUCUGAUCCCAUUAAAAUUGCUCAAUUCUUAUUCCAUGAACCAAAUCUCAAUCGCCAAGCUAUUGGAGAGUACUUUGGUCUACUUGAUAACACAUUGGCAACGAAAGUUUUAAAGGAAUUCUUAUUGCUGAUCAAUAUGAAGAAUAUGGAGGUGGAUGUUGCCUUGCGUUCAGUUAUCGGACAUUUUCAUCCUUCAGGUGAAUCUCAAAAAAUUGCUUAUCUAAUGCGAAUAUUUCAUGAAGUAUAUAUUAUUCAAAAUUCAGAUCGUGUCCGAAAAAAUUUUCAUAGUCCCGAAACAGUGGAAGUCUUAGCUUAUUCAGUGCUUUUGUUACACACAGAUCUUCAUAAUCCUAAUGUUGGAAAAUUGGGCAAACGGAUGACUAAACAAGGCUUUAUUAACAAUAAUCGUGGAAUUGAUUCUGAUCAUGAUGUGCCUGCAGAUUUGCUGGAAGGUAUUUAUGAUCGUAUAGCUGCUUCCGAGUUUAAGACACUACCAGAUCCAUCAGAUAAACUUCGUGCUUUGGAUGGAGUUUUGGUUGGUCCUUUGAAAACAGACAACUUUGUACAACGACAUCGUCGUUUCAUUGGCAGGAUUCUGACCCAAGAAAUUGAAAAAAUUGCUCCCCGAAAAUUACCAGGUAGAAAUAAUGCUCGAUGGCGCCACGUGUUAAUAUUUAACGAUAUAUUGGUGGUUGUUAAAUCGUUGAAUACAACCCGUUUACGAUCUGGUUCCCUUAUAAAUUCUGUCGCAGCAGUUGCUUUUGGGGACCAAAAUGCUACUCGUCAUUAUACACCAAGGAAUUCCGUAUCUAGAGAUGACGGUAGUUGUAGUCCUUUCGGCCCGGUUCAAGAUGUAACACAAAAGGUGUUCUGUUCAACUGAACCAUUUCCUGGUGAUACAACUUUUCAAGUUCGAAAUGUUUAUCCAUUCCUUGAUCUUCGAGUGUUGGUCUUUGAAUCGAAUUAUUAUCGAUACGGAGUUCAACUGUGUAAUUCUAAUGGCCCUGUAAUUAGUUUAAGUAUGCCAUCUGAAGCUUGUCGUCGUCAAUUCAUCGAUUGGGUGUACGGAUCCAUUGCUGAAAUGGAGGAAUUACAGCAACAUCAACAAAUUAAGAAAAGUGAAUGUGAACGAACUAUCAUUGUUAAUUGUAAACGGAACUCAACGAAUACUACCGCUAAUGGUACUACUUCUAUUAAUAAUGGCGAUAGAUGUGUCAUGCCUUCCUCAAGAGUAACUGAAAAAGUUAUAUUAUUUAAUGCCUAAUUAUUAUUCUCAUUAUUACUAACCAGCAUUAUUGGUGAAACUGCAGAUAAACAGAAUAUCAUUGAUUUACAUUUUUCUUUUGUAUUUGAGUUCACAGAAUAUUUCAGUUGAAUUCCUUUUUUCACUUUGUAAUUUCUAUUUCAUUGUAUAAGAGCAAACAGCAGUUUAUACAUAAAGAUGAUUCUUUUCAUUGUUUCAAUGUGUAUUUUUGGCGUUGAUUGCUCAUUCAACCCCUCAGAUCAUUCAAAGUGAAUGUAUACUUGGAAUCUCUCCCCCUUUCUGUGAUACUUUAAUUAAUUGAACGUAUAAACAUAAACGUAUACCACAAAACAUAAAUUUAUAGAUAUCUACAUAAAAAUAGAUUAUUCCUUUUAAUUUUUAAUGCUUAAAUUUUGUUGAUUCAAUCAUUGUCCCAUAUCAGAGAUUAUAAAGUUAGAUAAAAUUUUCAAAGUUUAUGAGUAUUAUUAUUACUGUUGUUAUUACAUAACAGUUUUGUUCACUUGUUUAUUCACCUUUUAUUUACUAGAAUCUCCAGACAAAUUAGACUAGUUUAUUAUUCACUUGAAUAUGAUAAUUCAUAUAUGUAUCAUAUGACCCAGUUUAUAAUCGCAUUUGUUUAUAGAAUACUUCUACUUAUUUGUAUUGGUUUUUCUUGCUUUUUCAUCCUUUUCAGUUUAACCUCAUUUAUGUGAAUAUUGAAUAUUUGUACAUUUUUAUAAAUAUUUCUUUUUCCAUUACUGUAUAGAUUACCUUUCCCCUAUUCAUUGUUUGUACAAAAAAUAUGAGACUAUUUUCUGCUUUAAAAUAUGUUCGCUUA